AUGUUUAAGAGCUUCUUCGAUGGCGUGCUCGAAUGGUUCAGAAGCCUCUUCUGGAAGCAGGAGAUGGAACUGACCCUUGUGGGGCUCCAGAAUUCAGGCAAGACCACACUGGUUAAUGUCAUCGCCUCGGGCUCAUUCAAAGAGGACAUGAUCCCCACCGUGGGAUUCAACAUGAAGAAGGUGACAAAGGGUAACGUCACAAUCAAGCUGUGGGACAUCGGCGGGCAGCCCCGGUUUAGGAGCAUGUGGGAAAGAUACUGCCGAGGGGUGAACGCGAUUGUCUACGUGGUGGACGCUGCCGACCAGGAGAAGUUUGAAACGGCCAAAAAGGAACUGCAGGAGCUCAUGAGCAAGCCGCCGCUGGCCGGCAUUCCUCUGCUCGUGCUGGCCAACAAGAACGACCUGCCGGAGGCCGUGGGCGUGCACGACACCAUCGAGCUUUUGGACCUCAAAUCAAUCACGGGCCGCGAGGUGUGCUGCUACUCCAUCUCGGCCAAGAACAAUGUCAACAUCGACAUGACCCUCGAGUGGCUUUGCAGGCACUCCAAAAGCAGCAGCUAA
This is a messenger RNA of Acanthamoeba castellanii str. Neff, 561 nucleotides long. RefSeq lists its product as uncharacterized. Bases 1 to 561 code for a protein of 186 amino acids. The transcript is spliced from 4 exons. The record is from RefSeq and is a predicted model, not a curated record. Gene Ontology annotation, biological process: protein transport. Lineage: Eukaryota; Discosea; Longamoebia; Acanthamoebidae. Gene Ontology annotation, cellular component: lysosomal membrane. Gene Ontology annotation, molecular function: GTP binding; GTPase activity.